AUGCUCCUUGUCUCUGUUGCAGCCAUCGUGGUCCUCUUCAUCACGCUCAGACGCAGCAAGAAGGAGCCGCUGAUUCAUCUCGGAGGAGGACGUGCGGGAGAACGUGGUCACCUACGACGACGCCGAGGGCGCGGGCGGCGAGGAGGACACCGAGGCCUUCGACAUAUCGCGCUGCGGGAACCCGGCCGCCGCGGAGGAACUCAAAUUCAGACGGGACGUGAGACCGGACGCCAGGCAGCACCGCAGCGGCGCCACGGCGACGCAGCUCCAGCAGUCCUGUCCGUGGACCAGGCCGACGUCCACGACUUCAUCAAACACAAACUGACGUACGCCUUCGAGGGGCAGGGGUCGCCGGCGGGGACGAUAAGCCCGCUGGAUUCUUUCGGCACGCAGUCGGAGCAGGAUUACAAUUACCUGGACGACUGGGGGCCCGAGUUUCAGAAACUGGCCGAGAUCUACGGAGACGCAGAUUCGGAUGUGACGACCUAA
Knipowitschia caucasica is the source of this 489-nucleotide messenger RNA. The record is from the annotation of a GenBank genome assembly. NCBI's taxonomy places the organism in Eukaryota, Metazoa, Chordata, Actinopteri, Gobiiformes, Gobiidae.